Xyrauchen texanus (razorback sucker) is the source of this 6033-nucleotide messenger RNA. RefSeq names its product RNA-binding protein Musashi homolog 2. Bases 103 to 1329 code for a protein of 408 amino acids. Gene Ontology annotation, cellular component: cytoplasm. The transcript is spliced from 15 exons. NCBI's taxonomy places the organism in Eukaryota, Metazoa, Chordata, Actinopteri, Cypriniformes, Catostomidae. Gene Ontology annotation, molecular function: RNA binding. The record is from RefSeq and is a predicted model, not a curated record.
CAUUCCCGGCUCAGUAACAUUCUCUUAGCGGGGCUUCGGGUAGCGUUCGCUCUGACUGUGUGUGUGUGUGUGUGUUAGUUACUGGCCAUAGUUGGGUUAGCAAUGGAGGGAGACGGGAGCCAAGCCACAUCUGGAAGCCCUAGCGAUUCGCAACACGACCCGGGUAAAAUGUUUAUCGGUGGCCUCAGCUGGCAAACUUCACCAGACAGCCUUAGAGACUAUUUUAAUAAAUUUGGAGAAAUCAGAGAAUGUAUGGUGAUGAGAGAUCCCACGACAAAACGCUCCAGGGGAUUUGGCUUCGUUACAUUUGCGGAUGCGGCCAGUGUAGAUAAGGUCUUAGCUCAACCUCACCACGAGUUAGACUCCAAGACGAUUGAUCCUAAAGUUGCCUUUCCAAGACGCGCUCAACCCAAGAUGGUCACAAGAACAAAGAAAAUAUUUGUAGGCGGAUUAUCAGCUAACACAGUAGUUGAAGAUGUGAAGCAGUAUUUUGAACAGUUUGGCAAGGUAGAAGAUGCUAUGCUUAUGUUUGAUAAAACUACAAAUAGACAUAGAGGAUUCGGCUUUGUAACUUUCGAGAACGAAGACGUAGUGGAAAAGGUCUGCGAGAUUCAUUUUCACGAAAUCAAUAAUAAAAUGGUAGAAUGUAAGAAGGCCCAGCCGAAGGAAGUGAUGUUUCCUCCAGGGACACGGGGGAGAGCUAGAGGCCUGCCCUACACCAUGGACGCCUUCAUGCUGGGAAUGGGCAUGCUGAGUUAUCCAAACAUUGUAGCAACUUAUGGCCGUGGAUACACUGGUUUCGCCCCGAGCUACAGCUACCAGUUCCCUGGCUUCCCAGCAACAGCGUAUGGUCCGGUAGCAGCAGCAGCAGCAGUGGCGGCAGCGCGUGGCUCAGGUAGGGGGGCCCGUGGAAGAGGCGGCUACGCAGCAUACCCUCAGAGCACAGGGCCAGGCUUCCCCGAUUACGGUUUCUAUUCUUCGCCGAGCGACCAACGGGGGCCCCCCUUCUCCUUUGCUGACUAUGGUUCCCUGGGCCCCCAGGCGGCUCAGCUGCUGCAAAGCGAGCAUGCCACAUCAGCCUGCAACUCCCCUCUCCAGCACCUGGCCAGCCCGGAUCAGUAUAAGAGCCCAGGCACCAACCCGCCCCGGCCUGGAGCCUUUCCUGGAGCCAGCAGCCCCGGGCCAGUGGCUGACCUGUAUGGCCCCACCAGCCAGGACUCCGGUGUGGGCAACUACAUUAGCGCUGCUAGUCCCCAGCCCGGCUCCGGCUUCGGACACAGCAUUGCUGGUCCUUUGAUUGCGACAGCUUUUACAAAUGGAUACCAUUGAAACCUAACAGGUGGUUGGUUGCCAUCUCAUUUGAGAGUUUAUCAGGAGGCCCGGGGAAGACUGGCCGGAGUUUCUAAUUGGUUCUGUGUACAGGUAAAGGCCAUUCUACUUCAAGCACUACAGCGCAGAACGGGAAUCUAAAGCUGAGGUGGCGCCACACAAAGAUCAAACGAAUCAUCAGAAUCAUCUCAUAAUGAAAAAACAACAACAACUAAACAAUCUGCUGUACAAUACUGACAACCUGGCUUAUGAAUAUUUUAACUUAGUGUAGCCCCUCAACUUGAAGUAGGAUUUUAAUAUCAUUUGUUCCUUUAUUGAUUCUUUCUCACGUUAGAAGAGUUUCUUUGUGAUCUUUUUAUUGUGCACACGUUGAAUUAACCAUCGACUUUAAUUUGAGUUUUAACAAUGUUCUUCAUUGUUAUUGAAUUUUCUCUGAUGACUGUGAUGAGAGCGAAUAUGUAAACAUAUACUAAUGUCUUUUUGUUUCUUUUGGGAUUUUUUGAAGUAGUAAUAUUAAUGCAAAAGCAUUCUCAUUUCACAGCCCUUGUCUAUCACAUUUCAGGUUUUAUUUCACUCAAGGGAGAAAAUGUAUUGAAAUGAUUGAGGUGGCAUUUAAUUCAAGCCUAAAAUUGCAAAGAGUGGAUGACUUAAAAAAAAAACAAACAAAAAAAAAACUUAGUAGCUCUGUUAUAUGUUUAUUGUGAUGUCUUGUUAACCAUGAUUACCUAUUUUGGGCAAUAAGAGGACUACAAUAUUUUCACAGUCCUUUUUUAUAAAUGUCAUUUUGUUGUUGAUAAAAAAGAAAAAAAGCUUUCUUUUUAAUACUUUGUGAAAUGAGAUUUAAAAAGAAAAGGAUUCUGAAACUGUAAAUAUUAUUCUGUUCACUGCAUCAAACUGUUUCUGAGAGAGAACCAUAUUUUUGUGAUGGUGUCAUAGAGGUCGUGUUGUGCGCAGGCUGAGAUAUGUCUAUCGAGGCUGAAUGCAGUAACUGAGGUCCAUCUGUAGCACAAAAGCCGUGAUUUACCCCAGUACGGAUGAAAAACCACAAUCAAACACUGUUAGGUCGCUUUGUAAAUACUUUUUGCUUUACAGCCGUGCAGGUGUCAUACCAGCCAUACCAGCAUAUUUAGUUAGUAUGUUAAGAUGUGCACAGCUUACAAAGAGAAUAUACUUUACAAGGUAUACAGAAAUCAGCAUUGUAAUAAAAUCACGACAAAAUCCAAAGCACACUUUCAUUUUUCGUCGGUUUCGACAAGGCUGAUUUUAAAACAGUGAGAAUUACUUUAAAGAAGAUUAGAAAUUAAUUUAUUUUAGGCUAAGACAAAUAUUAGAAGAAGAAAAAAAGAUAUUAAAGUUUUGAAAUUCAUUGCACUGUGAGAGAGAAUUUAUCAUUUCUAUUUUCUAACAUUGUAUGUUAACAUACAGUCUCUACCAUGGGAAGGACCGGUGUGGAAACCAUUUGGUUUUGUUCCACACUGGACAUAUAAACAUUUAUGAGUCUUGAGUCUUGCAUUGAUUUGAAGACUGUACUUUUGAAUAAUCUCCUUCCAGGGAUUUUAUUAUAUAGAUAGGUUGACAAUAUCAGAGAUGACAAUUAUAUUGGUAGCAAUAGUUCAUUUCCUCAGAAACACUGAAACUGAUUGAAACCAGUGGCUGCUACACACAUUUGUUGUACAUGUGGGGGACUGGAUUUGAUGAGACACAAAUGGCAUUUAGAAAUAUGAAUGAUAUUUACAAAUAUGAAUAGAAUGAUGUAUGCUGUUGUUCAGUCUUGCUGAAAAUGUUUUAUUUUUGUUUAUUUAAUUCUCCUUAGUUGUUCAUUUCACUUAACUAACAGGUGAGACAGAAUGCUGGAUUCUUUCUCGAGGAGGAGACGUGAUAAAGUAAUAAGUAUUUAAAAAGCAAGGAGAACUUUGUGCUAACUGUUUGAGCUGUUUUAAAAAGGCAAACAUACAAAAAAAAAAAAAAAAAAAAAAAAAGAAAGAAAACUGUCCCGAACAUGUUUUGCAUUUAAAUAGGGAUGGAUUUUUAUCAAUAUUUUUGUGGAUGUUGAUUAUACUAAAUAUAACAAUGACAAUAAUACAGAUAUUAUGUACUGUAUUUAUCAAUUGUUUAUCUCUUCAUUCCCUGUCACCUCAUUCAGUAAUCCUAUGUUGAUCAUUGUAUUUUAGUAGUGUAAAAAAGAAGAAAAAAAAUGGCAUAUGAAUUUACCUUGUAAAAGAGUGCUGUCUUGAUGCCAGUGUAGUGGUCUUUACACUUCUUGGUUUGUAUUUUUCACAUCUCCCCCCUUUAGUCUUUUUUCCCUUUCUCUCUAUAUCUCUGUCUCACUCUCUCUUUAGUGAAUAGCUGUAGGUGUUAUGUACUUAAUGUUAAGAUGUAGAAGUAUCCGUUAGCAAUUGUAGGACCAGUAAGGAUAGAACUUUCUCUUUAUAAUCAUUUACAGACAAAAGAUUAAAAAAAAAAAAAAAAAAGGAAAAAAAAAAAAUGCAGAGCGUUGUUUUCAUAGUAAUAUUUCUUUGUUUUUCUUUUUUCUCCUUUUUGUUCCACUGUUUUGCUGGUCUCACAUGGUUUCAACCAACCAAAGCUCUCACUGAUGAAAUCUAUAGGAGAAAAGAAAUUGCUGUAUGACAGAAUUGUAAUCAAGGCAUUAAUUGGAUCCCCACCCUUGAAUGUUUUAAAAGGGGUGUGCCAUACUACCUUAAAUGCUAAUGCUAGAUAUGCAAACUCGUUUCAUUUUCAUUCUUUUUUAAGAGGGAUGCAAGCUAUAAUUUGGAAGAGAUGAUGAUUUUAUUACAUGAAUGACAAAUUCAUAUUUUUUUAGCAAGGUCUAACAACGUAAUCUCGACAUAGCCUAAUAAUUAUUGAUAUGGAUAAAACUGUAAUAGGUUUUGAAACUUGUACUAUUAAAAAAAAUAAAAUAAAAAAUCCCAUUCAGUGGCCCAUGGUGCUACUAUUUUAAAUACUCAUUUUUGUGUGUCUGCCUAGUUUAAUACAUCAUUUAGUUUUCAGUCACCUGGGACAUAAAUACAGGAUGCUUGUUUUUGUACUCUUUAAUUGCAUUGCCAGUUUUGAUUUUAAUUCAGCUGAAGUAGAAUUGAUUCCAGACAGUAGGGUGUCUGCUAUGAUGUCACACUAACUUGAUUGACUUUAAUGUAAAUCCAAUGUCAUUCCCACUCUAAACACACUGAAUCUGUAUUCCUGAAUCACAUACGUUCUCAGGGGUAUCAAAUGUGAGCCUAUGUACCACCUUCAGAAGUGUGAUUUUAUUAUACACUGAGUGGGUUAUUAUCAGAUCUGUGGUACAGCACAACUAUUAAUGAAAGAUAUGACCGUAUGUCUAAUGAAGUUUAUGAAAUGUAUGUGAUCUAUAAAAGUAGUUAGACGGUUAGUUGUACUUUAGUUGAAAGUCUCUUUCUUGAGUAAUGAGAGUCUCUGCAUCCAUUAAGCUAGUUAAACACUAGAACUGUUGCUCUCCCUAUAGAGUCAGAUGAUCCACAAAUAAACACCUUAAGGCGAAUGUUUAAGAGCAGAUGAAGCACACAUUUCCUUCGGUUCUGGAUGAAGUAAGAAGUAAGCUUGACAGGCUCUUGAUUAAAAUGAAGGCUGGCAACCCUCUUAAACAGUUUUUACCAUUUGCAUAGGUUAGCUUAACUUUUUUUCUCAUAAUUUGAUCUCAUAGCUUGGACUUUAAGGUAGCAUGGCUCUGUUGCCACCAUUUGUUUUUAUUUUUAUUUUUUUCAUGGACAGCAGUUUACAGCAGAUGAAUGUUAAACAUCUUGCUAGACUAGUUAAAUCAUUGGUUAAUUGUUGGUUUUAAAAAAAAAAAAAACGAAAAAGAAAAAAGAAAACGACCUGGAAGGUGUCGGGUGAUUUCGGGAGUGUACCGUAUCCAUUUAAACUUGAAUUUUGCGGCAAGUGCUAGGCAAUGGCCAAAACGAUCAUUCCACUAUUAAAGCAACAAAACUUUCCACACACACACAAUGUAAUGUCUAAUGUUCAGUAUACAUAUACAAGACAAUAUGUAUAGUGUAUAUAUAUAUAUAUAUAUAUGUAUCUCUUUGUUAAAAUGUUAAACUGCCUCAUGAAUCAUUGUAUGUAAACUGAAUAGGGGCGUAAAUCUCUGUACAUUAGACUAAACUCUUUGUUGAAUCAUUUGGAGUCACUUCGCUGUUUGUUGUGUAAGAGAACACUUUUAAUUGGAGGCAUUUUAGUAGUUUAACAGCGGAAUCUUGUUUUGAACUGAAUGUGUUGUGUAAAGCUUACAAGGAGGUAUAGCGCAAUGGGGACGGUACAGGUCUUUAGUUUGACACUUCCUUUGGCAACUUGGUCUCUCAUGUUCUCCUGAGGCUUUUCGGCCUCGCUGAUUGCCUUGCCCAUUCCUAACACUUGCCCAUUUUUUAACGUUAACGGACUUUUUACUGCGAGAACUGACUGAAAGGACUGACGUCUGAAAGCAUCUUUCAGGUCUUCUUGUAUGGCUUGCUCAAGCCCUGUUGUAAAAUAAACUAAAGGGGAUGGGGGUCUCUCACAUCUCAGAUGUGGAAAGUAUAAUUUUAUAUUUGUAUUUUCAAAUAAUAAUUAUAAUAAUAAUAAAAAAUGUUUGUGAAAGGUUUCCAUCCUCUACUGUGGUCCAGAAAUCAAUGUUGUUUGUCUGGAAAAGAUAUAUAUAUUAAAAAAAAAUAAAAAAUAAAAUAAAACCGUUUU